Messenger RNA from Cajanus cajan (pigeon pea), 2151 nucleotides. Its product is annotated as pollen receptor-like kinase 5. The record is from RefSeq and is a predicted model, not a curated record. Gene Ontology annotation, molecular function: ATP binding; protein kinase activity; protein binding. NCBI's taxonomy places the organism in Eukaryota, Viridiplantae, Streptophyta, Magnoliopsida, Fabales, Fabaceae. Gene Ontology annotation, biological process: protein phosphorylation.
CUCCCUUCCAAACUUGGAAUAGUUCACUAGUUCUUUGUUCUCAUUCUUUCUAGUUUCUUUCUCAUCAACCAAUAACCCAUUUUGGUUCAACCUCUGAUCAACUAAUUAUGGCUAAUAGAAGACCAUACUAUGGCCUUCUUAUGCUCAUUGUGUUGGCCAUUUGUUUUGUGCCAUCUUUUGGAGACACGCAUGCUCAAAUUUUGAUGAGGUUCAGGAGUUCCUUGUCCAAUGACAGUGCCUUAAGAAACUGGGGGAACGAGUCAAAUUUAUGCGGUUGGAAGGGUUUGUUAUGCCGCAAUGGCCAAACAUUUUAUGGCUUGAGACUAGAGAAUAUGGGGCUAGGGGGGAAGGUUGAUGUAGAAGCCUUGCGCGAGUUGUCAAAUUUGACAAGUUUCAGUGUCAUUAACAAUGCAUUUGAGGGUCCAAUGCCUGAGUUCAAAAAGCUUGUGAGGUUAAGGGCAUUGUUUCUGUCCAAUAACAACUUCUCUGGUGAAAUUCCGGAUGAUGCUUUUGAGGGCAUGAGAAGGUUGAAAAGGGUAUUCUUGGCAGAAAAUGGCUUCACGGGUUCUAUUCCUAAGUCACUUGCUAACUUGCCUAGACUUUGGGAUUUGGACAUACAUGGGAAUGGUUUUGAAGGCAACAUACCAGAAUUUCAUCAGAAGGGCUUCAGAGUGUUAAAUAUGUCGCAUAACCAAUUGAAGGGUCAAAUACCAGAAAGUCUACGCGACAAGGAUCGAAGUUCAUUUGCUGGCAACAAACUCCUAUGUGGAAAACCUAUGAUACCCUGCUUCAAUUAUAGCAUCCCCCCCCACCCCAAAGUCUCUAAAUCACUGACUCCCGACCCUUAUUCUCCACCUCAUGAAAAGGGAAAGAACAACCACAUCCUUAUAAUUGUCCUUGUAGUUGUAGCAGUGGUUGUCUUUGCUUCAAUAGUAGCACUUCUAUUCAUCCAUAACCACAGGAAAAAAAGGUUGCAACCCUUAACACCAGGCAGGAAGGCAAAUUCCCAGAGCAGUGCAGGCUUCAAGGAGUCACAAUCCAUUGAUCUGACAAGUGAUUUCAAGAAGGGUGGUGAUGGAGAAUUGAACUUUGUUAGGGAAGACAGAGGGGGGUUUAGUUUGCAGGACCUUCUUAGAGCCUCAGCUGUGGUUCUUGGUAGUGGCAGUUUUGGUUCCACCUACAAGGCCAUGAUUUUGAAUGGACCUCAUGUGAUUGUGAAGAGGUUUAGGAACAUGAACAACGUUGGGAAACAAGAGUUCAUCGAGCACAUGCAAAGGCUUGGAAGUUUGACACACCCUAAUCUUCUCCCUCUUGCUGCAUUCUACUACAGAAAAGAAGAUAAGUUUUUGGUUUAUGACUUCGGUGAAAAUGGCAGCUUGGCCAGUCAUCUACAUGGUAGGAAUAGCUCAGAACUAACCUGGUCAACCCGUUUGAAGAUCAUAAAAGGAGUGGCAAGGGGCUUGGCCUACCUCUAUGAGAACUUCCCAGGACAAAGCCUACCACAUGGUCAUCUAAAGUCCUCCAAUGUGGUGCUGGACCAUUCCUUUGAGCCACAGUUGACAGAGUAUGGCCUUGUGCCAGUGAUGAACAGGAGUCAUGCUCAGCAGUUCAUGGUAGCCUACAAGGCCCCAGAGGUGAGCCAACAUGGGAGGCCAAAUGAGAAGAGUGAUGUGUGGUGUCUUGGGAUCCUCAUUCUGGAGCUUCUCACUGGGAAGUUUCCAGCAAACUACCUGAGGCAUGGGAAGGGGGGGAACAAAGCUGACCUGGCAACAUGGGUGGACUCAGUGGUGAGGGAAGAGUGGAGUUGUGAGGUGUUUGAUAAUGACAUCAAGGGAACUAGGAAUGGGGAGGGUGAGAUGUUGAAGCUGCUCAAAAUUGGGAUGUUUUGCUGUGAGUGGAGUGUGGAGAAUAGGUGGGAUUGGAGGGAGGCUGUGGCCAAGAUUGAGGAGUUGAAGGAGAGGGAUAGUGCUGAUGAUGAGUACUCUUCUUAUGUGACUGAAGAUGACUUCUCUUUCUCUGUCACUAAUUGAUGAGUUUCAAGCUAUAACAACUCAAUUGAGGACUUGCAUUUUCAAGUUUCAAAAUUGCAGUUGAGCUUGUGGUUAACUGAUUCUGUUACAGCUGUGGUUGCUGUUGAUGUGGUCAAGGUGG